This is a messenger RNA of Drosophila erecta, 1616 nucleotides long. RefSeq lists its product as uncharacterized. Bases 101 to 1273 code for a protein of 390 amino acids. Lineage: Eukaryota; Metazoa; Arthropoda; Insecta; Diptera; Drosophilidae. The transcript has 2 exons. The record is from RefSeq and is a predicted model, not a curated record.
CACACAUGCCUUUCCUAUUCCAUUCCAUUCCUUUAACCUACACAUCCCACAACAAAGACAAUUUUCGAUACCUGAAAUUUCUACACGAAAUUUUUUGAACAUGGCCGGAGAAACAGAGCAGUUAACGUUCCUUUGUGAACUUGAAAACAUUGGAGGUGGCGAGUUCAAGUCGAGUUACUGCCUAAAUGAUAAACCUAUUCUGCCUCCAGUGAUGAAUGACUGGAAGAGACUAGAAAUGAUGCGGCUGCGCCUGUGUGCCUUGACCAAGGAAGUGGUCCAGAAGAGGAACCAGAUUACACGUCCGGAACGGAAGGAUGCGUCUACAAAUACAAACACGCAACAAGGAUUUGCUCCACUGGUCAUAAUGGGUCGAUUCCGCCAAAAACUGGAGCAAUCGGAGACGAAGAUCUGUGAUCACACAGCCAACAUGGUCUUGCAGAUCUCUGCUCCGCUACCCAAGCCAAUUGGGAUGACUUCCCAGCUGGUGAUGGAGGAUGCUUCUCUGACUCCGCCGCAAAGGGCUGUUGUUAAGGUGACACCCGUGAAGUUGGCCACAGCAGAGAGUGGUUGGGUAACCAAGUUGGAUCCACCGAAGGCGGAGAACCCCAAGCCACGGGAGUUGUCCGUGGAACCACUUCAUCGGAGCACCACUAGUCCGGAUCUUGCGAAACUUCAUCACCAAAUGUGGCGAAGAGACCUGACGAAGAGACCCCUGCCACAGCUAACUUUGCUUAUAAAAAGUGACCUACAAAUUGGACAGCAAAUUGGGAAGCAGCCACCUAAUAAGCCUACGACAACCAGGAAUCCCAGUCGGAUCCCGAAACUGGUUGCCAUCCGCCAAGUGACCAACAAUGCCAGUGUCACCAAAACCCAAAGUGCUUACCAAGCCCGACGCAGCUGUGAUACCAAAGUGACUGCCAAGCGAACCAAUCAGGUGACCAAAGGCCAGGUUUUCGCAGUCAAACAGAAAGCGCCGCCUAAUACCACCCACCUGAAUGUGCCGAAAAGCAUCAGGACUCCGGUGCCGUCCUAUAAAAGACCAGGAUAUGUGCAGGACGAGCUGCAACUGCAGAGGAACCUCUUCAAGUCCUUGAUCCUUCGUCAGGCGGAGGAGAAUAAGCGUAUGCAAGCAAAAAUGCAACAGCAGCAGCAAGGUCUCAUCGCCACCAUGAUGAACGAUCUCAACCACGCCGUCGAGAUCUCGAAUGAUCUCUCCGUGGAUGGGUCAUUGCACCUGGACUCCAGCACCUCCAGCGAUCCCAGCCAGCAAUAGCCAGCAAUAGCCAACAAAACGCAGAUGCACUUUCAAAAUUGUUAAACGUUCAUCCGGGAACGGAGUAGGGCGAUAGUAGUGCGAAACUGGAACAGACGGGAAACAUAUUACUCAAUCCUCCGCCAAGAAUUUUCAAUACGUUGCCCUCUUUAAAGGAAAUUGAAAAUUCUUGAUUGGAGCAUUUGAAAUUGAAGCAAAUAUCAAAUUUUCAUUUCGCGCAAGAAAUUUAUUUUUCCGUUGGGCUGCGACAAAUUAGUUUGCAUAAUACUUUAUGUGGAUUAUCGAAGUCCAUGAUGUUCUCCGCCUUUUCAAUUGAAACACGAUGUUGCAAAAAAACAAGAAA